AUGGCCUUCGCUCCUGUGUCGGGGCAAGGCGCGAAGAAGAAGAAAGGGAAAUCGUUUGGAUUCGAGAGCAUGGGCCUGAGUGCCGCUGUGUAUCGCGCGGUGCGGCGCAAGGGCUACCAGGUGCCGACGCCAAUCCAGCGGCGAACGCUGCCGAUGGUGCUGGCGGGGCAGGACGUGGUCGCCAUGGCGCGCACCGGGUCCGGCAAAACGGCGGCGUUUCUCAUUCCCAUGAUUGAGCGGCUCAAAGCGCACUCGAACACGGGCGGGAUUCGCGCUGUGAUUCUCUCUCCUACGAGAGAGCUGGCCUUACAGACGUUCAAGUUCACCAAGGAGCUGGGGAAAUUCACCGACCUGCGAGCGGCCGUGCUGGUGGGAGGAGACAGCAUGGAGGGGCAGUUCGAGGCGCUCUCACGCAAUCCAGACAUUCUCGUCGCGACACCUGGCAGGCUCAUGCAUCAUCUUGCGGAGGUGGAGGGCAUGAGCCUGAAAUCCGUGGAGUACGUUGUUUUUGAUGAGGCUGACCGGCUUUUCGAGAUGGGGUUUGCCGUCCAGCUGAAGGAAAUUUUGCGCGGGAUGCCCGAGUCGCGCCAGACGCUGCUUUUUUCGGCCACGCUGCCCAAGAUGCUCGCAGAGUUCGCCCGGGCAGGUUUGAGGGAGCCGCAGCUGAUCCGAUUGGACACGGAGACGAAGCUGAGCCCAGACCUGGCGCUUUGCUUUUUCACGGUCAGACCGCAUGAAAAAAUGGCCGCCCUGCUGCAUUUGCUUCAGGAGGUUAUUCAGGUGGGGACAGCGGCAGCAGGUGGGGGAGGAAGGGAAAUAAGGGAAGAGGGGGAGGAUGAGGAAGAAUUAGGAGAAGAAAGGGAGGAUGAAGCAAGAGAAAGGGAAGGGAGAAGGAGGGGGUUUGCUGGGAGGGGCAAUGGAAAGCAGACGAUUAUAUUCGUGGCAACGAAGCAUCAUGCUGAGCUGUUACACGAAGUGUUACAAUCCGAGCGGUUACCAUCUUCAGUAGUUUACGGUGCCAUGGACCAAACUGCCCGAAAAAUCCACAUUGCCAAGUUCCGGGCAGGCAGAACAUCUCUCCUCAUCGUGACCGACGUUGCUGCUCGAGGUAUUGACAUCCCUCUCCUCGACAACGUCAUAAACUUCGACUUCCCGCCCAAGCCGAAACUUUUCGUGCAUCGGGCAGGCCGAGCGGCGCGCGCGGGCCGUUCGGGCACCGCAUAUUCUUUUUUCACUGCAGAAGAGCUGCCCUUUGUCCUCGACCUGCACCUUUUCCUCUCCAAGCCCAUCCGCCCGGCGCCACUAGAUUCCGAGAUCGAGGCGACAGGUGGCGCGAGCCUAUUGGCCGCGAGGGAAGCGCAGGAGCGGGGGGAAACAGUCUACGGAAGAUACAUUCAAACCGAGCUGGACCGUUAUUUGGAGCGGCUGAGGGAGCUGGAGAGUUCAAGUGUGGCUGUGGGGAUGCUGCAGAAGGUGGCUGGGAAGGCCAUGAAGCUGUAUCUGAGAACACGGCCGGCUGCGUCGAAUGAGAGUGCGAAGAGGAGCAAGGCGCUGGCGGGCAGGGAGGGCGUGCACCUGCUGCUGAGGGAGCGCGUGGGCGGGCUGGAGUCGGCUGCUGCUGCUUUCGCGGAACACCUUAAGAAGUUCAGGCCGAAGCAGACAGUGCUGGAGCUCGAGGCAGAAGCUGCCACGGCGAAGAAGAAAGUGGUGCGUUGCGGGCCCUUUUUCCUCCCCAUAUGCGUUUCCCAUCUUCCCCAUAUGCGUUUCCCAUCUUCCCCAUAUGCGUUUCCCAUCUUCCCCAUAUGCGUUUCCCAUCUUCCCCAUAUGCGUUUCCCAUCUUCCCCAUAUGCGUUUCCCAUCUUCCCCAUAUGCGUUUCCCAUCUUCCCCAUAUGCGUUUCCCAUCUUCCCCAUAUGCGUUUCCCAUCUUCCCCAUAUGCGUUUCCCAUCUUCCCCAUAUGCGUUUCCCAUCUUCCCCAUAUGCGUUUCCCAUCUUCCCCAUAUGCGUUUCCCAUCUUCCCCAUAUGCGUUUCCCAUCUUCCCCAUAUGCGUUUCCCAUCUUCCCCAUAUGCGUUUCCCAUCUUCCCCAUAUGCGUUUCCCAUCUUCCCCAUAUGCGUUUCCCAUCUUCCCCAUAUGCGUUUCCCAUCUUCCCCAUAUGCGUUUCCCAUCUUCCCCAUAUGCGUUUCCCAUCUUCCCCAUAUGCGGCCCCAUAGCAGCGGGGUUGGAUGUGAUGCGGGCCAAGAGGGAGGCGCACCAGACAGCCAUCAGCAAGCGGCGAGACAAGCUGGUGGCGGAGGGCCGUGAGGUGUGGGGCCAUGGUCUGGGGGACGAUGGGGAUGAGGAUGAGGAGGUGGGGGGAGAGGUGGAGGAUGGGGACGGAGAGGAGGCGGAGGAGGGAGAGGAGGGAGAUGAGGGAGUGGAGGGAGAGGAGGGAGAGGAGGGAGAGGAGGACGAGGAGGACGAGGAAGGGGAAGCGGAUGAAUUUGAUGGUCAUUGGGAGAGCGGUCUUUCAGUCAACGGGCGGCCCAAGAACGAGUUCUCAGCUGAAGUGCAAAAGUUUGAGGCAGAGGUGCUGGAUCUGGCUCCUGAUGAUGGCGAAGGGGCCCAAAAGAGGAAAUCAGUGUUUCACUGGGAUAAGAAGAGCAAGAAGUACAUCAAGCUGAACCCCGGGGAGACCCUGGGUCCAUCGGGCAAGGUGCGCACGGAGAGCGGCACCAAGACGAGUGCUGGCAGCAAGGGCAUUUACAAGCGGUGGAAGGAGAAGACGCACAUGCGCGUGGGCGGCAGAGGGCCACGUGGCAGCGCUGGAUUGGACGCGGGCGAGGAUGCUGACGGCAUGUCGGGCAGAGGAGGGGCGGGUGGGCGAGUGAGGGAUGAGCUGCGCAGCGUGGAUGAGGUUAGGAAGAUGCGCCAAACAGCCAUUGCCAGAGGAGGCGGGGGGAGAGGAGGGGGUGGAGGGAGAGGGGGAGGUGGAGGGAGAGGAGGGGGUGGAGGAAGAGGAGGGGUUGGAGGAAGGGGUGGGAGUGGAGGGAGGGGAGGAAGGGGAGGGAGCAGAGGGAGGGGAGGGAGUGGAGGGAGGGGUGGAGGGAAGGGAAGGGGUGGAGGAAGGUCGAGUUCGAGUGGGAGAGGGGGAGGUAGAGGGGGCAAAGGCAAGAUGGGAAGGGGUGGGAAUCGAUUGGACGAGGAAUCCGUGUGUCACAUGGCCUUUGAGCUCAUAUUCGCGUUCGACGAGGUCAUUUCGCUGGGCCACAAGGAGAACGUGACUAUAGCGCAGGUGAAGCAGUACACGGAGAUGGAGAGCACGGCGGAGAAGCAGUACAAGGCGGACAUGCUGAGCAAGAUCAACGAGACCAAGGACCUCAUGAAGAAGAAGGCGCAGGAGAUCGAGAAGCUCCGGAUGUCCAUAAACAAUGGCUUCCCGGAGAUGGGCAGGAUGGGAGGCGGUGGAGGGUUUGGAGCUCCCGUUUCAUCUGGUCCAGAACCAGGGCGGGCGGGCGGGAGUCUGGCGGCGCCGUCCAAGGGCAUGGGCAUGAAGCUGGGCAAGUCCACCAAGACAAACCAGUUCCUCGAGUCGCUCAAGGCGGAGGGCGAGAACAUCGUCGAGGACGUCAUGUCCGCCGCCGCCGGUCCCGGUCUCGCGGGCGCUGGUGCUGGCGGGCCAGCGGCGUUCGUGGCGACGGAUCCGAUCACGAUUCUGGUGGAGGAGAAGCUGGUGGCGGUGUGGAAGCGCGACGGCGGGCUGGAGAACAUGGAGGUGCAGGGCACCAUGGCGCUCACCGUGCUCAAGGAAGAAGAUGCCUUCAUCCGCAUCCAGGUGCGUUGGCGCGGGUGGAGGAUCGACUCAAGCGGGCUGGAGAACAUGGAGGUGCAGGGCACCAUGGCGCUCACCGUGCUCAAGGAGGAGGACGCCUUCAUCCGCAUCCAGAUCGAUGGCGGGCAUGACAAGAGCUUCCAAUUCAAGACGCAUCCGAACAUUGACAAGGCGCUGUACGGCAGCCAGAACAUCCUGGGCCUCAAGGACCCCAACCGGCCCUUCCCCACCGGCAGCCCGCUGGGCAUCCUCAAGUGGCGCAUGCAGUCCAAGGACGAGACCGUCGUCCCCAUCAGCAUCAACUGCUGGCCGUCGGUGUCGGGUGCAGACACGUAUGUGAACAUAGAGUACGAGGCCACACAGGCAUUCGACCUGCGCCACGUGGUGGUUGAGAUCCCGCUGCCGGCGCUGCGUGAGGCGCCCACGCUCAAGGACUACGAUGGCGAGCCCAGAUAUGAUUCAAGGAGAUCCGUGUUGGAGUGGUGCAUCGACCUCAUCGAUAACUCCAACCGCAAUGGGUCGAUGGAGUUUGUGGUGCCGGCCACCAACCCCGACGUCUUCUUCCCCAUUGAAGUGCGCUUCACGUCCGCCAAGACAUUCUGCGACGUCAAG
Molecule: messenger RNA, 4422 nt
Organism: Closterium sp. NIES-65
Lineage: Eukaryota; Viridiplantae; Streptophyta; Zygnematophyceae; Desmidiales; Closteriaceae
Source: the annotation of a GenBank genome assembly